GUUGUUUCAGACAGUCAACAACACACGUAACAAAUCACAAUGGACUUUGAAUUGGAACCUACUUUGGAAACAUUAAUCACUCAAGACACCUUAAAAUGGAUCUUUGUCGGUGGUAAAGGUGGUGUUGGUAAAACCACCACUUCUUCCUCAAUCGCGGUACAAUUGGCCUUGAACCAUCCAAACGACCAAUUCUUGUUGAUUUCUACCGAUCCAGCUCAUAAUUUAUCCGAUGCAUUCUGUCAAAAGUUUGGUAAGGAUGCUAGAAAAGUCGAAGGAUUGCCCAACUUGUCAUGUAUGGAAAUUGAUCCCGAAGCUGCCAUGAGCGAUUUACAGCAACAAGCCCAACAGUACAAUAACGAUCCAAACGAUCCAUUAAAGAGUAUGAUGAAUGAUAUGACUGGCUCCAUACCUGGUAUCGAUGAAGCUUUAUCUUUCAUGGAAGUGUUGAAGCAUAUCAAGAACCAAAAAGUUAAUGAAGACGACUCUAAGGAUAAGAUUUCCUAUAGAACUAUUAUUUUCGAUACUGCUCCAACUGGACACACAUUACGUUUCUUACAAUUGCCAUCAACUUUACAAAAGUUGUUAGGAAAGUUCCAACAAUUAUCCGGUAAGCUUGGUCCAAUGAUGAGCAUGUUGGGAGGAGGUGCCAACCAACAAGAUAUGUUUGCAAAGUUGAAUGAAGUUCAGAAGAAUGUUACUGAAGUUAAUGAACAAUUCACUAAUCCUGACUUGACUACAUUUGUCUGUGUUUGUAUUUCCGAGUUCCUUUCCUUGUAUGAAACUGAAAGAAUGAUUCAGGAAUUGAUGUCAUACCAAAUGGAUGUCAACUCAAUUGUCGUCAACCAAUUAUUGUUUGCUGAUGAUGAUGAAAGCCCAUGCUCCAGAUGUGUUAGUAGAUGGAAGAUGCAAAAGAAGUAUUUGGAUCAAAUGGCGGAAUUAUAUGAAGAUUACCAUUUAGUUAAGAUGCCUUUGUUAGGUACUGAAAUUAGAGGAGUGGAAAAUUUGACUAAAUUUUCGAAGUUCUUGUUGAAACCUUAUGAUCCAAAGGUUGACCGUGGAAUCAUUACUGAAAUGAAGGAACAAUAGUUAGAUUUGACCUUGUAUAAUAUAUAGACAAUAAUAAUGUAUGAAUACCAAAUU
This is a messenger RNA of Spathaspora passalidarum NRRL Y-27907, 1140 nucleotides long. RefSeq names its product guanine nucleotide exchange factor. Gene Ontology annotation, cellular component: GET complex. The transcript has a single exon. Bases 40 to 1086 code for a protein of 348 amino acids. Gene Ontology annotation, biological process: post-translational protein targeting to endoplasmic reticulum membrane. The record is from RefSeq and is a predicted model, not a curated record. Gene Ontology annotation, molecular function: ATP binding; ATP hydrolysis activity. Lineage: Eukaryota; Fungi; Ascomycota; Pichiomycetes; Serinales; Debaryomycetaceae.